AUGUGGCCCCUCCGCAGAGUGGACCCCUGCAGGGGUAGCCGAAGAACGUUUAGCAACACAGGAGAGUAUUCCUCCAGCAUGAGUCGUAUCUUUAACAAGCUGAAUGAGAAGCGGAAUGGGAGGAGCCCCGAAGGAGGGGAAGAGAACCCUCUCGAGGGUAAGAAGUUGGGAUGUAGUGGUGAAGGACUCCCCCCGGAUCUUAUUGGCAGACAAUUUGAAGGAGCAAUAAAUAAGAUGCAGAUGAGUAGAAUGCUGGGGCGGGACCUCUCUUAUUGCAUGAAUAUCAUAUCCAAGAUGGAGUACUUUAGAGGACACCCUUUUUGGGUUAGGGCAUGCAAUCGGUUGGUGAAGGGACACAUGCUGCACAGGAUAAACAGAGAGAGUUACUUUAUAGUAGCUAAUUCGUUGAGUAAGGUGGAUCUGCUCUUUGGUGGUGAUGUCGAGCGGAGAAAGGAGCAUAAAUCGGAAGGACUGCUACAGUCGGUGGAACCUCAUUUGUCUAGUUCGUCCCCUUUUUUGUUCAUCUCUUUUGAUGGCCAUGUCACAGUGGAGAAGGGAAAGACAACUGAUCGGAAGAUAUACCACCAGAUAUACAACGAAAUAGCAUUCCGAUUUCUCCUCAAUUUGGAGACCUUCAAUUUGGAUUGCAUAAGCUGUGUAUUAAACAUGUUCGCUAAGCUGAAUAUGAGAGAGUACAAUCUGCUGGGUUACUACUUCGCUGAUUAUGCUGUGUUGGCAGAUUUGAGGAGGGUUCAGGAGGAGAGUACCAAUCUGGGGGGGACUCAGUGGCAGGCGGAUGGGGAGACACCGAAAGGAAUGAAUAAAGUUAGAAGCUGUUCUGCCGCUGACAAAAGGACAACUUUACUGCGUAUAGACCGAUAUAGCGUCUCCAAAUUGGUAAUCAUUCUGCACUCAUUGGCCAAGUUGGGAGUGGUACACGUGGAGUUUCUCUCCAUCUGCUGUUCCAUUUUGAGAAAACAUCUCAUUGUGCUGAACAGCUUAGACCUCUGCAAUGUGAUGUAUUCAUUAGCCAAGUGGAUCCCUCUAUGGAGUGGGAAAAACGAGCACGAUCGGAUUCGUCUCCUUAGAAGAGUUAGAAGCGAAGCUUUCCGGUCUUAUCUCGACACUGUAGUGAAGUGCACUUCGGUGUAUGCACCCCGUUACGGGAGCGCAGCCUCUGUGCACAAUACAUAUGACUCACUUUUACGUAACAGUGAUGAGGUAAAACUGAAUCAGUUGUUCAGGGAGAUCGAAGCGGAGGUAGUUAAACUCGCGAUGCAGAUUGGCACCUUGGUGCAAAGGGAACAUGUCCUGGGUAAGUUCACCGCUGUGCAAAUUUCCUCUUUAACACUUUCGAUGGGCAAGAUGAAGCUGAAUUUUUACGCCUCCUUCUACGCCAUAAAUCGGAAGGUUCACCACCUGUGGAAGGACUUCUCCCUGCACAGCAUUGCCGAUUUCCUCUUCGGAGUGAACGAGAAGAACAUCUCGGAUGAGCAGGUCACUCUGUUGUUGUGUUACCAGUUUGCGCGUCUGGUUUAUGCCAAGUAUUGCUCGUCUGAGUUAAUAAAGAAGGACUCCUUUUCCCCAAAUCAGCUGAACAUGGUCAGGCAGAAUAGGGAACAUAUUUACUUCUUCGGGACGACACAAAGGAGAGUGCAUUUUUUAAACGCAAAGGAUUGCUCUCUGGUGGUUCGCAUUUUCCAAUCCCUAGCCAAGUCAGAGGUGCUGGUUGGGGGGGGAGCGGCUCCCGUGGCUGACCCAGCGGGGGGGCGCUUUCCCUACGAUGUGUGCGCGUGGGGUCAGGAGAGGGGGAAAUUUAAUGGCAGUUUUGGUGGCAGUUUUGGUGGCAGUUUUGGUGGCAGUUCGGGGGAAACUUCAAGUGACAGUUCGAGCGACAGUUCAUGUGACCACUUGCGUGACAAGUUAAUUUACCCCCUCCAUGGGCACACUGGAGGGGCCCUCGCUGACUGCAGAGAAGGCGUGAGCAACCCCCCCUGGGGAAAACUCAACGAGUACCCAAAUGGAGCGAAUCCAACCUUUAGCUCUUUUGAAGAGAGUGCCCAUCUGAUCAAGUGGCACACCAUGCGCACGCUGCACCACGUCAUUUGGCAGCAUUUGGACUUACUUCCCUUCGAGAGCAUAUCCCUGUUGUGUUACUUCUCUCUGCAUGUUCCCGAUUUUAUGUUUCCCAUGGAGAGGUAUGCACAGUCGGAUGCUUAUCCCUGCAGGGAGUCUGCUCCCCACAUGGGUAGAAGCCUCUUCGCAAGGUUGUUCUUCUACGUUUGGGAAGCUAUGGAUCCUAAUUCGCUUAGUGAAGUUACGAUGCGACAGAUUCAUAUCUGCAUUUUGAGCUUUUACCUGGACGUUAUGCGGCUGGCGGCAACGCGGCAUAGAGGAGACCCUCGUGGUGUCUUUCCCCCAGACGAUAUACCCAGUCUUGGCUGUGUGACCUUAUCGGAGGGGACCAGCACGAAGAAGUCACUGGAGAAGAAGCCAGCUGCCAACUGCAGUGAGGACGUAUUCCUUUCCUUCUCCAUGGAUAAGCUGCAGAAGUUGAACGCCUUUUUGGAGUUGGCUAGGGUGCGAAGCUGCCAACAGAAGGAGAUUACCCUGACAUCGAGAACACAUGCCGAGGCGUACAACUGCCUGCGGAGAGUCGUCGAAGACCUGAGCGAAUCAGGAAAAAGACGCGUGCUGCACAGCUCCGAGGUCAUAGUUGGCCCGUUUGUACUGGUACCAGACAGGAGGGAGAUAGAAAAUGAAAAUUAA
Molecule: messenger RNA, 2769 nt
Organism: Plasmodium inui San Antonio 1
Lineage: Eukaryota; Apicomplexa; Aconoidasida; Haemosporida; Plasmodiidae
Exons: 2
Coding region: 1-2769 (922 amino acids)
Source: RefSeq, a predicted model, not a curated record